UCCAGCGGCAGCAGUGGCUUCAUGAUAUCUCUUGGCCAUGACACACAUUUGACAUGCCCUCCCUUAACCCGCUCAGACUGUCUCUCUUGCCCUGCAGCAUGGACCAAAGAGAAAUUCUGCAGAAGUUCCUGGAUGAGGCCCAAAACAAGAAAAUUAACAAAGAAGAGUUUGCCAGUGAGUUUCUGAAGCUGAAAAGACAAUCCACCAAGUACAAGGCAGACAAAACCUAUCCUGCAACUGUGGCUGAGAGGCCCAAGAAUAUCAAGAAAAAUAGAUAUAAGGAUAUCUUGCCCUAUGAUCAUAGCCGAGUAGAGCUGUCCCUGAUAAUCUCGGACGAGGAGUCCAAUUACAUCAAUGCCAACUUCAUUAAGGGAGUUUAUGGACCCAAGGCUUAUAUUGCCACCCAAGGACCUCUGCCUAUGACUCUCCUGGACUUCUGGAGGAUGAUUUGGGAAUAUAGUGUCCUGAUCAUUGUUAUGGCAUGCAUGGAGUUUGAAAUGGGGAAGAAAAAGUGUGAGCGCUACUGGGCUGAGCCAGGAGAGGUACAACUGCAGCUUGGCCCCUUCUCCGUCUCCUGUGAAGCUGAAAACAGAAAAUCUGAUUACAUAAUCAGGACUCUAAAAGCCAAGUUCAAUGGCGAAACUCGAACUAUCUACCAGUUUCAUUACAAGAAUUGGCCAGACCAUGAUGUGCCCUCAUCUAUAGAGCCUAUUCUUGAGCUCAUUGGGGACGUGCGUUGCUACCAAGAGGAUGACAGUGUUCCCAUAUGCAUUCACUGCAGUGCCGGUUGUGGAAGGACUGGUGUUAUCUGUGCUAUUGAUUAUACAUGGAUGUUGCUGAAAGAUGGGAUAAUUCCUGAGAAUUUCAGUGUUUUCAGUUUGAUCCAAGAAAUGCGAACACAGAGGCCUUCAUUAGUUCAAACUCAGGAACAGUAUGAAUUGGUCUACAAUGCUGUGCUGGAACUAUUUAAGAGACAGAUGGAUGUUUUCACGGAUAAACACUCUAGAACAGAGAUUGAAGGAAAGUAUUCAGUUCCUGACCAAAAUCCUACCCUAGAAGCAGACUCUUAUUCUCCUAAUUUAUCAAAAAGCAGCAUAAAAGAAACAAAAAAAAUGAACCCGCAGAGCAAACAAAGGAUAAGGAUGAAAAAUUCAGAAGCUUCUUCCUGUGACCUGAGGACUUCUGAAAUAAGUAAAAAGGAGAAGUUAGUUUUAGACCCUGCUAAACAGAGCACAUCUUUGGACUUUUUGGAGCUAAACUGUGGUUGUAACAAAAAUGCUGACACUAACAAGCAAUGGGAGACAAAGUUACUUCCGAUAGCUGGGGAGCCUCUUCAGAAGCAUCAGAGUUUGGAUUUGAGCUCCAUUUUGUUUGGAGCAUGUCCUGAUUCUAAACCUGUAAAUGCAGCAGGAAGAUACUUUAAUUCAAAGAGACCAAUAACGCGGACCAAAUCAACCCCCUUUGAAUUGAUACAACAGAGAGACACCAAGGAGCUGGACGUUAAGGAGAAUUUUUCUUAUUUGGAAUCUCAACCACACAACUCUUGUCUUGAGCAGGCUCAAAAAGUGAUGCACGUCUCUUCAGCAGAACUGAAUCAUUCACUGCUGUAUGACUCUAAGCACCGAAUAUGUAAUGCCUCUAAUGCAACGCAGCAUGACUCCAAUGCUUUUAAUGUAGAUUCUUCCAUGUCUGUAGCAGAUCCUUAUUUUUCAUCAUUGUGUCCAAGUAGCACUGGUUCUAAGAUGUCUCUUAAUUUACUGGAGAAGCAAGAUAGAACUGAUUCACCUUGUUCUUCAUUACCAACAUGCUCUACAAGCCUCUUUUCUUACAACAAUUCACAUGAUUCUUUAGCACUGAAUUCUCUAACCAGUUCUGUCACACCACUGAACCAAGAGACAGCAGUAGUUGCAACUUCUCCAAGGAUAGAUGAUGAAAUUCCCCCUCCCCUUCCUGAACGGACACCUGAAUCUUUUAUUGUCGUAGUGGAAGCUGGAGAAUUACCACUGAGUAUUCCCAAAUCCUUAUCUUCAGCUAUGAAUGUAAAAAUUGGAACAUCACUAGAAUGGGGUGGAACAUCUGAAACAAAGAAAUUUGAUGACUGUGUGAGACUUAGACCAAGCAAGAGUGUAAAACUCCGGAGUAUCAAAUCAGAUUUACAUCAAGAUCGUUCUUCUCCUCCACCACCUCCACUGCCAGAAAGAACCCGAGAGUCCUUCUUUCUUGCUGAUGAAGAUUGUAUGCUGACUCAAUCUCUAGAGACUUAUUCAACUAGCUGCCCUAACACCAUGGAAAAUCCAACAUCUUCAAAACAGACACUGAAGACUCUUGGAAAAAGUUUCACGAGGAGUAAGAGUUUGAAAAUUUUACGCAACAUGAAAAAGAGUAUCUGUAAUUCUUCCCCAUCAAACAAGCCUGCAGACUCUGUUCGGUCAAGUAACUCUAGCUCCUUCCUGAAUUUUGGUUUUGCAAAUCGUUUUUCAAAACCCAAAGGACCAAGGAACCCACCACCAACUUGGAAUAUUUAACACAAUUUUGGAAUAUAGGCUGCAAGUGCAUCUGCAAAAAAAUGUACUAGAAUA
Manis pentadactyla (Chinese pangolin) is the source of this 2579-nucleotide messenger RNA. RefSeq names its product protein tyrosine phosphatase non-receptor type 22 (gene PTPN22). Gene Ontology annotation, molecular function: non-membrane spanning protein tyrosine phosphatase activity. NCBI's taxonomy places the organism in Eukaryota, Metazoa, Chordata, Mammalia, Pholidota, Manidae. Gene Ontology annotation, biological process: T cell differentiation; negative regulation of nucleotide-binding oligomerization domain containing 2 signaling pathway; positive regulation of ERK1 and ERK2 cascade. Bases 54 to 2525 code for a protein of 823 amino acids. The transcript is spliced from 21 exons. The record is from RefSeq and is a predicted model, not a curated record. Gene Ontology annotation, cellular component: cytoplasm; nucleus.